This is a messenger RNA of Andrographis paniculata, 3812 nucleotides long. Its product is annotated as zinc finger CCCH domain-containing protein 55-like. Gene Ontology annotation, molecular function: metal ion binding. The record is from RefSeq and is a predicted model, not a curated record. The transcript is spliced from 5 exons. Bases 874 to 3570 code for a protein of 898 amino acids. Lineage: Eukaryota; Viridiplantae; Streptophyta; Magnoliopsida; Lamiales; Acanthaceae.
CUACGAAACUGCACUGACCAACAGCUGGCCGCAGAGUCAAAUUCUCUCUUCAGAGGUUUGCUUGCAAAACCUAGCUUCUCUUCGCCGAGUCAUUAGUUGCCGGCGCGGAUACAGAGAUGGCUGCUUCAUCAGAAACAUGUCGCUCAAAUGUUGCCAUGUUAUCUACAAACUACAAACAAAAUAUUGGUCCAAUUACCAUAAACCUCUUUUAUGAUUGGCUUGUCAAGUUGACAUGGAAAGCUUGGUGCUAGCGCCCACAUGUUUAAGCCUGAAUUUAUAUAUAGAAGCGGCAUGAGCAUUUAAAGAUUGGACUUUGGUAUAUAAGAAAAGAAUUCUAUCUGUUCCUAUGGUCAGUUGCUCAUUCUUCUAUAUGAUCAGCAGCCAAUAAAAACUGGCUGAUUGACUCCUACCUUGGCCCCAUUCAUCAUGCACUGACUAGUGAUCUAUACCACUCUGCAUUGUUGCUUGGUUGGGCGUGAUGUGGUACAAAAAUGCAAGUACUUGACUUCGUUAUGCAAUAAAGCGUGCCAGAUCCCAGGAAAUCAUAUUUUUCUUAAUGAUUUUCAGCAGUACAAGCACCCUUAAAAGUAGCAAAUUAGUCUCUGGUAUGCACUUAUUUGGAUGAAGUACGUCAACUCGAGCAACUUAAGCAUGUUAUGUUAAAGUAUUGUUGCAGGAGAUAGGACUAAUUAUCAACCCUCUGGCAUAGAUUAUAGUCUGGUCAAAUGUGAAGAAUGAAGUUAUUGCAGAAACAGUAUCCUCACUGGAGACAUUGACUGUCAUAUGUACUUUUGAACUCAACUGCAAGUAAAGUGAGGUUAUUGUUUCAUGAAAAGGAUAAAUAUUGCUAGUACUCACUAGCCAAAGCUCUCCAUGGGUGAAAGAAGAAAACGCAAGUCACUGUGGGAUCUUGAAGAAGAGACCAGGCAUUUGUCUGGAGGUAGUGGACAUAAUUCUUGGAUGGAGAAGGAUCGCCAUUCUAGUCAUGAUGGUGGGCGCUAUCAAGAGUUUUCUGAUUCUAGAAUCCCUAUUGCACGGAAAUCAAGGGAUCGUUCUGGAUAUCCAUCUUGGGAAUCAAUUGAAGAAGAUGAUAUUUCACUGAUGAAUGGCAGCUUCAAAAACACUCAUGAUGAAAAGGAAAUAGGUUCAGGGAAUAGAUAUUACAGGGACAUGCCUCCAGAUUAUGAUGACAGGGACAUGCAUGGUUAUAUCCAUUCUCACGACUAUGAUCAAACCCAUUUACAAAGGUACUCGGGAAGGGGCAGAAGUAGGAGUCGCAGUAGAAGCAAGACUAGGGGCAGGAGUCCAACCAAGAGUUACAGCAGAGGCGGUGGUCGAGAAAGGGGAAGGGGUUUUAGUAGGAGCAGGAGUAGAAGUUAUGACGAUGCAAGGGGUUACUCAAGAAGUCGUAGUCCCAUGGGAAAUUAUAGGCGCCAGGCUUAUGGGUGGAGUGACAAAAGAGAUAGCUCAGAAAAACCACCUCAGAUUUGUAGAGAAUUUACUUCAGGAGGCUGUAGGAGAGGCAGCCAGUGCAGAUUUUUCCAUCCUGAUGGUACAAGCCGUAGGGAUGGGGACCCAAUAGAACAUGACAGGGCUGAAGAUUGGAGAAGUAGAGAGGAUCUUAGCCGCAUUCCGAAACAUUCUCACAGAAGAGGUUCUGGAAUUGAAUCAUUGAAUGACAUAUCUGAUCCUUAUCAUGGUGAGGACCAGAGAUUGCCAAACAAAAACAGUACUGUUGUUUGCAAGGACUUUGUGAGAGGUAAUUGUCGUUGGGGUGACACGUGCAGAUUUUCUCACCAUUCUGCUUCUGAUGGUAGUUUUGGCCAAGGUACUAGAAAUGCAUCCUUUGACAAAUAUGGUGAACGACCUCUCUGUAAGUUUUUUGCAGCUGGGAAGUGUGACAGAAAGAAUUGCAGAUUUUCUCAUGAGAAUCCAAAUCUGAAUGAUCAAGAAACCCAGCCUGGUGAUAUCACUGCUAAUGCCAGUUCUUCUGAGAUGAGUAAGAGUAAAUGGUGGAAUGGUAAAACUUGGGAUGAUUCAAAGAGAUUCUCUAAUCCUCAGAAGUCCAUUGGAUGGGGUGAUGCUGGUACAAGCUCAGCUGGUACAGGUGAUGCUAAUGGUGAACAGAAUAUACAAGGCCAGAAUUUGGAGAACAAUGAGAAAAUUUUGGGAAAAUCGGAACAUACAAGCAGUCCUGUUAACAAGGAACAACAGCUUCCUCUUACUGAUAAAAGCAGCCAUUAUGUUGGAGGCUCAUACCCAACUGAGUCUGUAUCUAAACAGAAUAAAGCUAACAAUCAAGAAACUCAGAGUCCAUGGUUGCAAAGUCAAGUGGGUGUUACAGAUAUUAGUGGACAUGGUGGAUUGCAGGAAAGCCAGAAUAUCUUUAGUGAACCUCCGAAACAAAAUCUCUAUCCAGCUACUCAAGAGCAGCUUUGCAGAACAACAGAAACCAAGGUAAUGAGUUCAGCUGGUUCCGAUGGUCUUCGAGAUAUGAAAGAAACUAGUUAUCUCAGCAACCAACAGCUUUUCUCCAGACAGAGUUUAGAUCUAAACAGUGGUAGCAUGUUUCAAGGGAAUUCAUCAACCUCUAACCAAAUUGAUGGACUGCAGAAUACUCUUUUUCCUAAUCCAUCAAUUGGAUUCAGCACUGAUUUGAAUGUUGCACCAGAGGCGCAGGUGCACACAGUUGAUCAUUUGAAUAUGCAGACACACAACAAUCAGAAAACUGUUACCUCACAGGAGCUUUUGGAAGCAAACGUCCCACGCAUUUUGACCGAUCUGUUAACCAGCAAGCACUCAGCCCAACUGAUCAACUCUCUAGUUAAUACUGAAAGACAGUUUUCUCCGGUUAAAAAUCCAAUUUCUUUGCCUCAGCCAAAUGCAAGCUUGGAUGUUUCAAGUUCCAGGAGGAUGGUACCUCCUUUCUCUGAUAACUCCGGGUGUGCUAACCUUGGGAACACAAGCAAUGCUCAAGGGUAUCCAGGUGCUGUUUCUCUUGAUCUGCUUAGUUCCAUGGGAAUUGGAAAACACGGUGCUGAGCAAGUAAAUACUGAGUUUGGCAAUCAAUAUUCAGCACAGGCAAUGGUACAGAACAUGGAACUGGAGCACUCACAUCCGAUACCUGUUUUUGAUAUGGAGGUUGAAAAAAGCCCAAUGCCAACACAAGUAGGACUUACAAACUCAGAAUUAGCUGAAGGCAGUAAAGUGAUCGAUGAAGGAAUCAAGGAUGCGCAGGAAGAUAAGCAAGCUGGAUUGCUGGAUGGUCAUACUAAAGUUCAAGAAGGGGGGAGUGGAAAUAAAGAUGACAAAGGUGCACGAUUGUUCAAAAAUUCUCUUGUGGAAUUUGUAAAGGAGAUUCUGAAGCCAAAAUGGAAGGAAGGUAAAAUGAGCAGAGAGGUUCACAAAGAAGUUGUGAAGAAAGUGGUCGAUAAAAUUUCCAGUUCAAUCCAACCAGAGCACGUCCCAAAGACUCACGAUAAAGUUGAUCAGUACUUGUCACAUUCCAAACCUAAAAUUACCAAACUUGUUCAGGCGUAUGUUGAUCGUUGUCAAAAGGCAGAAUCUUGAUCGCGACAUGGAAUCUAUGCAUGCCAGCACCAAAAGUUCAUUUCUUUUCUAAGCAUAAACGCAGGAAGAUUGUGCAUGUGCUUUUUUGACAAGAAUAUUACAUGAAACUAUUGUUGCUGGACUGUAUUUCUCUUUAGAUGACAGCAGAUCAUUACUUUCUUUUACCUUCUUCACUUCCCCAAAGCUGAAGGAGGCGACUCUGUUCUUGACCUCAUUUGCUGUAAUGUACCAUCCUUUCAUUA